Molecule: messenger RNA, 1202 nt
Organism: Anolis sagrei ordinatus
Lineage: Eukaryota; Metazoa; Chordata; Lepidosauria; Squamata; Anolidae
Product: monoacylglycerol lipase ABHD6-like
Biological process (GO): acylglycerol catabolic process
Cellular component (GO): mitochondrion
Molecular function (GO): monoacylglycerol lipase activity
Source: RefSeq, a predicted model, not a curated record
CCCCACCACACCUUCAGCACUUAUAAGAGUGGUAAUCAGCCAUGCACACGGAGUCCACAGCAUCAUUUGAAGAGCAGCAAGAGUUACAAGAGGCUCAAGAAAUACAUUAACUUGGCAGAAUGGACCUCAUUUUAAUCAAAAUAUUUCUGAUCAACCUGGGCACAUGCGUCUUUUUUGUAUUGGUUAGUCUUGUCGCCGUGUAUUUCCUGUGGCCUUCAAAGCUGUUGGAGAUGACCAAUUGGUAUUUAUCUAAGAAAUAUGGGUUAAAGAAGAACUAUGUCAAGCACGAGGGUUACCGGUUCUGUUACUUCUCCCGAGGAAAGCCCAGUUUUGAGCCCUCCAUCCUGUUGCUGCACGGCUUCUCGCUCAACAAGAACAUGUGGCUAAUGAGCAUCUCAUAUUUUCCUAAGGACACCCACUUGAUAUUUGUGGACUUGCCUGGACAUGGGGAAACGUCUUGUUUGCCAGGAGACAACUACAAGGCAGUGGAUCAAGCCAAAAGGUUACGCCAGUUUGUUGAAUGUACGGGUUUGUGCAGAACGCCUUUCCACCUAGUUGGCAUCUCCAUGGGCGGAAUGAUUGCUGGGGUUUAUGCUGCUCUCUAUCCAUCAGACCUCUGUGCCUUGUCCCUCCUUUGCCCCGCAGGUGUGAAGUAUCCAGAAGAUAAUGAGUUCAUAAAGCACUUGAAGGAGUUAAAGAAAAACCAAAAACUUGCUUGCAGUAAUCCUCUCAUACCUUUGAAUAUAAAGGAAUCAAGACACCUUUUCAAAAUUGCCACGUUCAGUUCUAAGCUCGUACCCCGUCAGGUUAUGAAAGGACUACUCGAACUGCAUGAACAUGACAACAAAUUUUACUCAAAAUGUUUUUUAGACAUCACCGAGGAUGACAACAUGCACUGCCUUGAUGACCACAUAAGCAAGAUUACAACUCCAAUGCAGGUUAUCUGGGGAAAGGAUGAUGUUGUAUUGGAUCCAUCUGGGGCAGAAAUUUUAGCCAGGGCUAUUCCUGGUACCCAAGUGCACUUAUUGGAUAAAUGCGGACAUUUCCUAUUAUUCGAUUCACCCAAAAUACCCAUAGACCUUAUCAUGGACUUCCACACUUCGGUUUGGUACACAAUAAAUAAGAAAUUGGCAUAAUUCAAGAAUCAAACAUUUCAUGCAUCAAAUGAUCUAAAGGAAAUAAACACCGAAAUGUCACUGUGA